Messenger RNA from Sorex araneus (European shrew), 2905 nucleotides. It is a transcript of the gene PYGO2, whose product is annotated as pygopus family PHD finger 2. NCBI's taxonomy places the organism in Eukaryota, Metazoa, Chordata, Mammalia, Eulipotyphla, Soricidae. The transcript is spliced from 3 exons. Gene Ontology annotation, biological process: spermatid nucleus differentiation; kidney development. The record is from RefSeq and is a predicted model, not a curated record. The coding region runs from base 186 to 1406 and encodes 406 amino acids.
CGGGCGGGCGCUGGGGCUGCGGCGAGCGCGCUGCGGCCGCUGGGCUCGGCGCCUCCGCCUCGCCGCACCCCGGGCCGCCGCCGCCACCGCGCGGGGGCUCGCGCCGCGCCCCCCACCCCGCCAGGCGAUGGUGCCAGCCGAGGGCGCGCCCGUCCCCCGCCGCCACUGACCGGGACCCACACUCCAUGGCCGCCUCGGCGCCGCCCCCACCGGACAAGCUGGAGGGAGGUGGCGGCCCCGCACCGCCCCCCGCGCCGCCCAGCACCGGGAGGAAGCAGGGCAAGGCCGGUUUGCAAAUGAAGAGCCCGGAAAAGAAGCGGCGCAAGUCCAAUACGCAGGGCCCUGCCUACUCACACCUGACGGAGUUUGCACCACCCCCCACGCCCAUGGUGGAUCAUCUGGUCGCAUCCAACCCUUUUGAAGAUGACUUUGGUGCCCCUAAGGUGGGGGGUGCGGCCCCUCCGUUCCUCGGCAGUCCUGUGCCCUUUGGAGGUUUCCGUGUGCAGGGGGGCAUGGCAGGCCAGGUGCCCCCAGGCUACGGCACAGGGGGAGGAGGGGGCCCCCAGCCUCUUCGUCGACAGCCCCCUCCGUUUCCUCCCAAUCCUAUGGGCCCAACUUUCAACAUGCCCCCCCAGGGCCCUGGCUACGCUCCCCCAAGCAACAUGAACUUUCCCAGCCAGCCCUUCAACCAACCUCUGGGCCAGAACUUUAGUCCUCCUGGUGGGCAGAUGAUGCCAGGCCCAGUCGGGGGCUUUGGCCCUAUGAUCUCACCCACCAUGGGCCAACCUCCCAGAGGGGAGCUGGGCCCCCCUUCCAUCCCUCAGCGCUUUGCCCAGCCCGGGGCUCCUUUCGGCCCUACUCCUCUCCAGAGACCCGGACAGGGACUCCCCAGUCUGCCCCCCAACACAAGUCCCUUCCCUGGCCCAGAUCCAGGCUUUCCUGGCCCUGGGGGUGAGGAUGGGGGGAAGCCCUUGAACCCACCUGCUCCUACAGCUUUUCCCCAGGAGCCUCACUCGGGCUCCCCGGCCGCCGCAGUUAAUGGGAAUCAGCCCAGUUUCCCUCCAAACAGCACUGGGCGUGGUGGAGGCACCCCAGAGGCCAACAGCCUGGUACCCUCCACCAAGGCCGGCGGGGGCUCUGGGCCCCAGCCACCCCCAGGCCUGGUAUACCCCUGCGGAGCCUGUCGGAGUGAAGUGAAUGAUGACCAGGAUGCCAUUCUGUGCGAGGCCUCGUGCCAAAAAUGGUUCCACCGCGAGUGCACGGGCAUGACUGAGAGUGCCUAUGGGCUGCUCACCACGGAGGCCUCAGCUGUCUGGGCCUGCGACCUCUGCCUCAAGACCAAGGAGAUCCAGUCCGUCUACAUCCGCGAGGGCAUGGGGCAGCUGGUGGCUGCCAAUGACGGCUGAUCAGGGCGAGGUGGCAAGGCAGCACGCACAUCCCUCGGCAUGCCUCUAGAAUGAUCGGGCAUCUCUGUUUCCAGUGGCUUCCCAGCGCCAGUGGGGGCCGGAAGAGGGACUCUGCGGGGCAGGCCGAAGAGCCAGAGCACUCACUUUUCUGGAAACUAACGCUUUGAGAUCUACAGGGAUCCAAGAAACCAAAACCCUGUGGUUGUGUCUGGAGGCCUGGGCCAGCGACUUGGAAGAGGAAAGUGGCAAGAAGAGAAUCUGUUGGUCCAGGCCGCCCCUUCCGGGCCCGUGCCCAGCAUUUGGGUCUCACCCAUAGCACCGGCCUUGGGCUUUGGAGUCAAGUGUUAAAUGUUUGUGGUCAGCGUUGUUGGAGACUGUUCCCAUCUCUACCAUAGCCCUUUUUGGGAGCUGUGGGUGACAGCUUUAGGGAAUAAGGGGAGCGUCCCCUCCCUUUCCCUAACUUCCCCUAGCCUCUGAGAUGAAGCAGAGGAAGCAGAGAUCUUAGCUCUGGCAGUGAUCAGGCCAUAAGAGAUGCUGUCAGGACACAGCUCCCUCAUACCAAAGCUUCUGGCCUUUCUCAGCCCCUCAUACUUGGCGCCUGAGGACCACUUUUUUUUUUUUUGGUGGCCAAAAUAAUUGGGAUAUGUGGUCCGACAGCAGAAUCAUUGACGUUUGGACUGGCUUGGCAGCUUGGAUUCUGGCUGUGCCUCCAGCCCCCCACACCUUUUGCCCAUCUGUUGCACAUUUCUUUGAGCACUAGUUUCCAGUUGGUAUGUCUGUCCUCACCUGCCCCUGGGCCUGACUGAGAGCAGCUUGAAAAGAUGCAGAGCCCUGGUAUACCUCAUUUUCCCUCCUGACGAAAGGAUCCCGCGAGGCCCUGCCGUGCUUUGGGGGGAGGGGUGCACCGGUCUCUUCCCUCACUGUCAUACUUGCAGCUGAGGACAGGGAAGGUCUUUGCUUCCCUCUCCCCACCACUUUUUCCCUCCUCCCUGCCAGAGCCCUGCUUGGAUUUGAUUUGAUUUGCAGUUUCAGACAGCAUUGCCACAUACGUAGCUGCUGCUGCUUCCAGUUAGCACACACCGCCCUCAGGUGGGUGGGGAGAGCCGCUCUGCCCUGCAGGGUCCCCUGCCUCCCUUCUCAGCAUCUCUUCGCAAGAGAGAUGGGGUAUAGUGCAGAACUCACCCACCUCACCAGCAGAUGCCAGCAGCCAUGAGGAAGGGAGGAAGCCAGGGCCGUGGGCCUCUCCCCUGUGCCCCCUGCCCGGCAGUGUAGGUGGUGCCCUGCCCGGCUGUCAUGUUCGGGCUGUUUGGCCCCUCUGCAGUCCAUUGCUAUUUUUGUGUUGUGUCCCCACUGCCGCGUUUUGUACAAUGGCUCCCGAGGGAGAGUCUGCCCAGUCCCUCUCGCUCACUCCACUAAUUUUUGGAAGAACAUGGGGUUGGCGGAAAUGUGGGGGGGUCUUUUGUACGGUUGGAUUAAUAAAAUGAUUUGAAAACCUAAAA